GGCAACGGUUUCAGAGAGUGGCUUCGGAGAGAGAGAAAGAUUGGCGGACGAGUUUGGGUUACCGAUCAGAACAAUAAUAUAACUACUCGCUAGAAGCGUGGGAAACGUCAAAACGGCCGUGCUAUUGUUCGCCUAAUCGUGCGGUGCGCGAGAGCUUCGCUUCGGCGGCGCGGACAUCCCGAUACGAUUAUGUAGUGCGUCGAACGCAACAUGAAGACGAUAGAGGGAAAAGUAGUAAUGCUGGGUUCACAAGGUGUUGGUAAAACGAGCUUGAUCGGACGUUAUUUGGGAAAUUUCGAUCAAGCAAGUCCCACGAUAGGAGCGUCUUUCUUCAACUGCAAGAUCAAUUUGGAUAAUGCGAGGAUAAAAUUGCAAGUAUGGGACACGGCUGGCCAAGAGAGAUUUCGCUCCAUGGCGCCGAUGUACUACAGGAACUCCAACGCGGCUAUGUUGGUGUUCGAUCUUACACAGUAUAACACCUUCGCCGCGAUCAAGGGUUGGGUGAAGGAGCUACAACAGAAUGUGGAGGAGACGAUGGUGCUAGCCUUGAUCGGCAACAAGUCAGAUCUGGUGCAACAGCGUCAAGUAGACGGUGAGGAGGGUCGGAAGUACGCCACGUCAAUUGGUGCUACAUAUCAUGAGAUUUCGGUGCUACAAAAUGAGGGAGUAGAAACCGUUUUUCUGGCGAUCGCCACGAGUCUACAGAGAAUGGCGUCGGACAAUAAUGAUGUGAACACUACACUCAAGAUUUCCGAUUCUAACAACUUUCUCAAAAACGACGAUAUACUGCCCUCGCCCUCCGUCGAGGAGAGUCCGCAAAAUACCAGUAUUGCACAUGGCAUACACGAAAAGCCAUUUACCUGCUGCUAAUUCUAGUUUAUUUUUAAAAAAGGCGGCAAUAAUUAGAUGAUAGAUCGCGCCUUACUUAGAAAUUUGCGUCAAAUAGAGUUUACUAGCAAAAUGUAACCGGGUUGUGCACUGUAAAAAAAUUGUGUAAAAUUGCAACUAUGAUAGUGGAUAAUAUUAAGAUCCACUAUAAUGGUUGUAAAUUUUUAUGUGCCUGCAAUUUUAUAUAUAAAAUUUGCAAUCACUUUUACAUUUGCAUUUUACACUUGUGUAUAUACUAUAAACAAAUUUAUUACAAAUUAAAAUUACUCAUACAGUACAAGAUAUUCUAUGAACAUCCUAGAAUAUUCUCUGAAUAUCUAAAAUGUGUUCAUACAAUAUUCUAGGAUGUUCAUAGAAUAUCUUGUGCUGCAUGGAUAUUUUUUCUUGUGUACUGUAAAAUUAUAGACGCGAAAAUUUAUAACUUUAUGGUGGGUCUCAAAGUGAGUCACUAUUAUAGUUGUAAUUUUACACAAAUCUUUUACAGUGUGGAUUUCAUUAGUGAACUACAAAUUUUUAGAUCAUGACGCGCUUUCGUUUUCGAGAUGCAAAAUACAUGCAUGAAGUGUAAAGUGAACGAACAUCUGCUCUAUCAAGCAGCUUUGGUAUUAGUUCGAUUAGUCUAAUCAAAUUUAUAAUGAUAUUUGAUAUAAUUGAUAACAUUCGCAUUGAUUUAGCGCAAGAUUUAAAUCCACGAUAUCGAUAAUGGAAAUGUACAUACACGAAUCAAAUUUUCCAUAAAUGCCUAAUAAAAGUUGAAGUCUAACUAAAAUUAGACAAGUAAAAAAAUCAUAUUUUUGGCGUAUUUAUGUAUAGAUCUCAUAGGGAGCAAAUAAUGCAGUAUGUUAAUUUAACUUGAAAUGAUUAAAGUUAUGGUGACAAGUCAAGAGAUAUAGCAUUCUUUAAGAAACUCUGAAGAACUGCAAACUAUAUUCUAAAUUUUCCAAUUUAAUUAAGUUUUAAGGUAUAAUUCUACUUUGUAACAUGCGUGAUUUAUAUGUGCAAAAAUUAAUUAAUGCACUCAUAUAUAGCGAUCAUGCAGCUUGCCAUUAGAAAAUUAUUUUUCGCAAAUAGCGAAAUAUAUUCCAAUACAGCUAGUUAUUUUACGAUUAAUAUUGUUUUUAUUAUUAUUCAAUUUUUAUAAUUUUAUACAAAACAACAGUAUUUUCUACAUUGGUGCGUGAAUUAUUUACGAAUAAAAUAGAAUAGACUUAUAUAUUACUAAUAUUUUUCUCGAAGAGACUGCUAAACUUUAAGUUCAAACAUUUCUCAUAUGCAGACGACGAAUUAUUUUCGAUACUUCUGGAGGAAAAAUCAACUUUAUUUCUUGUAUAUAUUAUAAUACUUACGUUCACGCGCUUUCGAAGAUUUCUAAAAGAUUUUUAUAUCCAACAAAAAUAAAUAUAUUUGUAAUAAAAAAA
Molecule: messenger RNA, 2306 nt
Organism: Monomorium pharaonis (pharaoh ant)
Lineage: Eukaryota; Metazoa; Arthropoda; Insecta; Hymenoptera; Formicidae
Gene: RabX1
Product: ras-related protein RabJ
Exons: 3
Coding region: 211-870 (219 amino acids)
Molecular function (GO): GTP binding; GTPase activity
Source: RefSeq, a predicted model, not a curated record